Molecule: messenger RNA, 1187 nt
Organism: Sitophilus oryzae (rice weevil)
Lineage: Eukaryota; Metazoa; Arthropoda; Insecta; Coleoptera; Curculionidae
Exons: 3
Coding region: 532-1155 (207 amino acids)
Source: RefSeq, a predicted model, not a curated record
UUAAAAAUAUUUUUGAUCGAUAGAUCACGUUGUGAAACAAUAAUGUGUAAAAAAUCUCCGAUCUAGAUAUAUUGUAGUUCUCUAGAAAUUUCUAAUGCACGCUCAGCCUGGAGUACACCCUGUAUAUCAAAAAGACUUUCCCGCUAAAUUUAUACAAAGGUAAAUAUCUAAAAAGAUAUACUUUUAUCCUUUUAUCACAGAAUCAGAAAUAACUUUUACUUCUUUAUACACAGUAUCACCACAGUAUAUCGAAUAUUUAUUUCAACUUUUUUAAAACGCUAUUAUUUAAUUUAGACCAUUCGACCUUGAAACGUACAUAGCUCAAAGCAAUAAACGGUUAAAAAAAAUUAAAAGAAAAUAGAUGUGAACGAACGUUUAUAAACAAACGUAACAUUUCAUUUAAUAAAUUACCAGAAUAUUUUCACACUUACAUUUUUCUAAAUAGAAAAAUGUCACAAUUUAUUGACGCCUAAUAAAAAUAAUAAAAAUAAGGAUUAUUUCACGUUUACUUUGAACGGUAGCGAUCUAAACAUGUAUGACGACUCUGAAGAUUCUGAUUACGAGUUUUGUUAUAUAUACGACGCAGAUGAAAUUAUCGAAGAAUGUCCAAGAACCUCCACAUACGAACAAAGGAUAUCGCAAUUGGCUGAAGAAUCGCGUAAAGACGCAUUUCAAACAAUUUUUCACCAAAAAAAAGAGCAAAUUUUUUCACUGCCAGGAGUUAAUUUCUUGAAAUUUACUCAUAGAUAUAUAAAAUUUUGUUUUCAACCCAAUUUAAUAUACAAUGGCAUAUCCCAAAAAUAUAUAUUUUACUGUUCUUUGAGGUAUUUAAAAAGAUACGGUAAAUGGAUUUUAAAAAGAGAACCUAUGCCAGCGCAACCGUUAUAUCGUAAAGUUAUUCCUUCUGUUUUUAUUGAAGAUGAUAUUAUUAGUCUCAGUAUGGUUAUUUGUAAAGUAUAUGAAGAGUUAAAAAAGUGGGCAAAAAGAGAAAUAAAAAUUCGGAGAGAUAAAUACGAGAGGUACAGAAAGGGACAAAUUACUUAUAUUGAUAUAGAUUUAACUGAUGAAGAGUUGUAUUUUUCUGAUGAUGAAAGACAAGCUUUGCAUGAAAAGAGGAUUACUGUAUUGAAAAGAAUGAUCCCUCCCGGUUAUUAGGAUUAUUUUAUAUAUAUUUUGUUAUUUAUAUA